AUGUACACCGAAGAACAAAGAAAGAAAAUAGACGAAUUGGUGGCCCAGUGGCUUGCCGUGGAUCCCAACGAACUGUCACGUCAAGAAAUCCAAACUUUGCAGGAACAGCAGAAGUACAAGGAGUUGGAUGGAAAACUCGGAAAGAGAAUCGCUUUUGGAACCGCAGGACUCCGUUCCUCAAUGGAGCUGGGUUUUGCCCACAUGAACGAUGUGACCAUAUUGCAGGCUUCCCAGGGUCUUGUUUCGUAUUUGGCAAAAACAGAGAAUCCUUCCUUGGUCAUUGGUUACGAUCACCGCUUCCAUUCACAGAGGUACGCUGAAAUCACCGCCAGUGUAGCUUUGGCCAGCGGGUUUACCGUGUACUACUUGGGAACAGCAGAAAGCCUUUCUGACGAGUCUGAUCCAGACACCAAAGGUGGCGACAAGGCGUACGUGCACACGCCCAUGGUCCCUUUUGGCAUAGACUUCUAUAAAGCAUCAGCAGGUGUGAUGGUGACAGCUUCUCACAACCCUGCUAAGGACAACGGAUACAAGGUUUACUAUGGAAACGGCUGCCAGAUCAUCCCACCCCACGAUGCUGGCAUUGCUAAGAGCAUUGACGAGAAUCUCGAACCGUGGAAAGACCGCGGAGUGUGGGAUGUCAAGGGUAACUUUGAGAAGGGCUUGAAGGAGGGCAAGCUUGUGCUUGUGAAGGAGGAGCUUUCGACUAAAUACGUGGAGGCCGUCGCCGAGCAGCUUAUCCAGAAAUCGGCGCUUUCCUACGAGUUUGUCUAUACCCCAAUGCACGGAGUGGGCCUUGAGAUGUUCUCGAGGAUUUUCAAGAAAUUCCACGCCAAGCAGACCGACGUGGAUGUUGUUCCUGAACAGGCGUUUCCCGACCCCAAAUUCCCCUCGGUGCCUUUCCCCAACCCUGAAGAGAAGGGUGCUUUGGAUUUGGCUAUAGCUCGCGCUGAUGCUCAGGGCUUAUCGCUUGUGGUUGCAAACGACCCUGACGCCGAUCGUUUCAGUGUGGCCAUUAAACGCAAAAACGGCAAGUGGCAGCAGCUCACCGGUAACGAAAUUGGUAUUUUGUUCGCCGCCUAUGUCAUCGAAGAGCGUACCAGCAAAGCUGAUUUGGGUGAGACAUGGCUCCUCAACUCCACAGUGUCAUCCCAGCUUUUGCGCUCAUUGGCCGAAAAAACAGGCUGCCAUUUCCAGGACACCUUGACGGGCUUCAAGUGGAUCGGCAACAAAGCCAUUGACCUCAAAAAGGCCGGAAAACUCGUGCCGUUUGGCUAUGAGGAGGCCAUCGGGUACAUGUUCAGUGUGGUGAAUGACAAGGACGGAAUUUCCGCGGCCGUGAUGUGGCUUCAACUCUACGAGGAGUGGUUUGGCGACGGCAAGCAGGACCCAAUUGAAAAGUUGGAGCUGAUCUACCAGAAGUACGGCUGGUUCAAGGAGUGCAAUGGCUACUACAAGCUCGACACCCUGAAGACACCGGGUAUCUUUCAGGCAAUCCGGGACUCAUUCCCGGGUGACGCUCCAUCCACCCUUGGUGAUUUCAACGUCACCGAAUGGAGAGAUUUGACUAUCGGUUAUGAGCUGUCCACCCCAGACCAUGUCCCGAUUCUUCCCGUAGACCCACUGUCUCAGAUGAUUACAGCCGUUUUGCAACCACCGCACUCUAGCGAGCAGGUGCGCUUCACUUGCAGAGGGUCCGGAACCGAGCCCAAGCUCAAGGUGUACAUUGAGGGCCAGUCGAACGGAAGCGAGGAGGCCGCCCAAAAGCUUGCCAGAGCAUGCUGGGACACCCUCAAGAAACACUGGUUUAAACCGGAAGAGAAUGGGCUCCAAGAAGUGGUUGGAUUCAACCCUUCCAUUCAAGAAAAAGCCGUCUUGACCGAGGAUUACGACCUAUACAAGGUGACCAAGGAUGGCGUCCACAAGGUCGAGCCAGAAGAUGCCUCCACCACCGAAGAGGCCGAGCAGAUUUAUAAAGACACCGUUCACAUCCACGACUUGAACGACUACCAGGGCACCACCGCAGGGGAGGCUCACAACGAGGUGGUGUUGUUUUUGAUGCCCCUCAGAAACGCCGAGCAUGUGUUGCCCAUGGCCUUCCAAAACAUCAUGAACUUGACCUACGACCAUUCGUUGAUUGACAUUGCAUUUUUGGUUUCUGACUGCUCUCCUGGUGACACCACGUUGGAAUCCGUCUUCAAGUACUCCAUUUCAUUGCAGAACGGCACGUUGGCUGAUGAGCUUCUAGCUGCCGAGCAGGACAAACGCAACAACCUUGUUCGGGGCACCAACGACUUGUACGAGAACUACAUGGACCAGGCUUACAUGGAGAAUGUGCGCAAGGCGUACAACUCGCCUGAAACAUGGCACAAGGGCUACAGAACCCCGUUCCGGUCUGUUUCCAUCUACGUCAAGGACUUUGGCCAGGUGAUUGGCCAGGGCUUCAGUGAUAGACACGCCGUGAAGGUGCAAGGAAUCCGUAGAAAGUUGAUGGGCCGUGCUAGAAAUUGGCUUACUGCCAGCGCCUUGAGGGCUCACCACUCCUGGGUGUACUGGAGAGACGUCGAUAUCGAAACGUGUCCUGGAUCUGUGAUCCAAGACUUGAUGAAGUUCGACUAUGACGUGAUGGUGCCUAACAUUUGGAGACCAUUGCCCGGGUUCUUGGGCAACGAACAACCGUACGAUCUCAACUCGUGGGUUGAGUCAGAGCCGGCACUUGAGUUAGCCAAGAAGCUUGACGAGGAUGAUGUCAUUGUUGAAGGGUACGCCGAGUACCCAACGUGGCGUGUACAUUUGGCCUACCUCCGAGACGCCAAUGGUAAUCCCAACGAAGUGCUUGACUUGGACGGUGUUGGCGGAGUGUCCAUUCUCGCCAAGGCCAAGAUCUUCCGCCAGGGCGUCCACUUCCCUGCGUUUACGUUUUUGAACCACGCUGAGACCGAGGCGUUUGGCAAGAUGGCCAAGAAGAUGGGCUUCCGUGUGGGAGGCUUACCGCACUACACCAUCUGGCACAUCUACGAGCCCAGUGAGGACGACUUGAAGAAGAUCGCUGCCAUGGAGAGAGAGAAGCGGCGGAAGCAGAGCACCUAG
Messenger RNA from Candidozyma pseudohaemuli, 3090 nucleotides. Its product is annotated as vanadate resistance protein. The transcript has 2 exons. Bases 1 to 3090 code for a protein of 1029 amino acids. NCBI's taxonomy places the organism in Eukaryota, Fungi, Ascomycota, Pichiomycetes, Serinales, Metschnikowiaceae. Gene Ontology annotation, biological process: purine ribonucleoside salvage; carbohydrate metabolic process. The record is from RefSeq and is a predicted model, not a curated record. Gene Ontology annotation, molecular function: magnesium ion binding; phosphopentomutase activity.